Molecule: messenger RNA, 2679 nt
Organism: Salvelinus sp. IW2-2015
Lineage: Eukaryota; Metazoa; Chordata; Actinopteri; Salmoniformes; Salmonidae
Source: RefSeq, a predicted model, not a curated record
GUAGGGGCUUUUGGCCCUCCCUGAUUUUGGCAGGCGCAUGUCCUUGUGGAGAGUCGGGCUUAUUUGGAAAAUAGGGAGUUGUCAGGCGGAAGAGAAGACUUGGCUUAAUAUUUCAUUCGCCUAUCCAAAGCUCUCGCUGCAAGUUUUCUGUGGCAUGUGUUUAAAACCGACAGCAGGCCUAUAACUAGCAUAUAUCUCAAACCGAGUUUACAAGCCAAGGAAUUUGUUGACGGGGAUUUAUCAUCUUAAUAGCCAUCCCUCUGGAAAGCGCUGGUGUGCUGUCAUUGCGUAAGCGCAUACCCCACCUCCCUCGAAAGUGCUACUUCUGGAGGGCUAGAGCGAACAUCACUGAACCUCUCACCUCCCUAACACAGUCUGUCUCCUACAUAUGUUUGACUCUCCACCUCUAUCCAGCCGACAGUGAGUCAUCCCCGGAAUAGCCAGUCGACCCGCCACUCCCGGUGGGUUCUUGUGCGGAGGAUGGAGACGAACCCCAUUCCCGUGGUAACGGUCCAGACGAGCCCGUUUGAUGACCAGCGGCCCGGUACCAACGGGCUGCGGCGGAAGACGGCUGUGUUCGAGGGCAAGAAGAACUACCUGCAGAACUACAUCCAAAGUGUACUGUCGUCCAUCGACCUGAGAGACCGCCAGGGAUGCACGAUGGUGGUGGGCAGCGACGGACGCUACUUCAGCCGAGCAGCCACCGAGAUUAUAGUUCAGAUGGCUGCUGCCAACGGGAUUGGUCGGCUGGUGAUUGGACACAACGGCCUCCUCUCCACCCCUGCUGUGUCCUGCAUCAUCAGGAAGAUCAAGGCCAUUGGUGGAAUCAUCCUGACAGCCAGUCACAAUCCAGGAGGCCCCGGGGGAGACUUUGGGGUCAAAUUCAACGUGGCCAAUGGAGGCCCGUCUCCGGACACGGUGAUGGAGAAGAUUGCCCAGGUGAGUAGGACCCUGGAGGAGUAUGCCAUAUGUCCUGACCUCCGCAUUGACCUGGCCAGGCUGGGACGCCACGACUUUGACCUGGAGAACAAGUUCAAACCCUUCAGAGUUGAGAUAGUGGACUCAGUGGAGUUGUACCUCAACCUGCUGAGAACCAUCUUUGACUUCAACGCCAUCAAGAGCCUUCUGACAGGACCUGAACAGCUGAAGAUACGCAUAGACGCCAUGAACGGAGUGAUGGGUCUCUACGUGCGCCGUAUCAUGUGUGAUGAGCUGGGGGCUCCUGCCAACGCUGCUGUCAACUGUGUCCCCAUGGAGGACUUUGGGGGCCGGCCUCCAGAGCCCAACCUCACAUACGCAGCCCCAUUGGUUGAUGCCAUGAAGGGCGGAGACAUUGGUUUCGGAGCUGCUUUCGAUGCAGACGGGGACCGGUAUAUGAUCCUGGGUGAGAAUGGUUUCUUUGUGAACCCUUCAGACUCCUUGGCUGUUAUGGCGGCCAACCUCUCCUGUAUCCCCUACUUCAGACAGCUGGGACUAAAGGGCUUCGCUAGGAGUAUGGCUACCAGCACUGCCUUAGACAGGGUGGCCAAGGCCUUGAAGGUGGCGCUGUAUGAGACUCCUACAGGCUGGAGGUUCUUUGGGAACCUGAUGGACUCUGGGAGGUGCUCGCUCUGCGGAGAGGAGAGCUUCGGGACAAGUUCAGACCACAUCCGUGAGAAGGACGGUCUGUGGUCGGUGCUGGUGUGGCUGUCCAUGAUGGCUGCCAGGAAACAGGGCGUGGAUGAGAUCGUCAAGGACCACUGGGCCAAGCUCGGACGCAACUACUUCUGCAGGUUUGACUAUGAGGGGGUGGACCCCAGAGCAGCCUUCUAUCUGAUGAGGGACUUGGAGGGGGUGAUCACAGACAAAGCCUUCCCAAGCCAGAAGUUUGCUGUGGGGAAUGCCGUCUACAGCGUGGAGCGGGCUGAUAACUUUGAGUACGUGGACCCUGUGGACGGAACCGUGGUCCGCAACCAGGUCAGGUCCCUGCGGCAUCUGUACUUCACUGAUGCUAUCCGUCUGGUUGCUUCACGUCUGCGUGGGAGGUGCGGGGCAGGGGCCGGGGCCAAGAAAAGAAAGCCUGAAGUAGUGGCAGUAAUGUGUGAAGUGUGUAUAAAGCAGUGUGUGCUGUCUGUAUACCAGGCGGUGCUUGGUCCCCCCCCCAUUGCCAGUAUUAGUGCUUUGUGUAAAGUGCGUAUAAAGCUGUGUGUGUGUUCUGUGUCCCAGGCGGUGCUGGGUCCCCUCAUCGCCAUUGCCCUGAAGAUCUCUGACAUCCACGAGAGAACAGGACACCGCGGCCCCACCGUCAUCACCUGAGCUCUGCUCCACCGCACACACACACACACACACACACACCUGAGUGCUCCCCCCCCACAAAACACACACAUCUCUGAGGCCACCAUGUCCUGCUUGUUGCCACACCUGGGGCCAAUAGCAAGCAAGCGCUAUUCACUCUCUAUUUAUCUCAACAUUUUAAAUAUUAUUUGGUCUGCAAAGAAAAGAAGCAAGCUGUGUAUUUCAGCAGUUGAUAAGACACCAAUUGUUAAUAUCAUGCCUCUGUUUUGAAAGUUUUAUGUUCUGGAUGUGUGAAAUUACAGCCACAAAGCCUGUGUCUUUAUCUAUGUGUGUGUGUGUGUGUAUUUGUUUGCCUUAUCAUUCAUUAUAAAGGCGACUGACAGAAUUAAAGUCCAGUUGUUUAUA